CCAGCCAGACAGAAAUCAGAGAAGGAGGAGCUGUCCUGGGUGUCUCAGCUCAGCUCCACAGCUGACUAUGGGAGCCCCCAGAACCAUCCUGCUCUGUCUCUUUGGGGCUGUGUUCCACCUAACAGCCCUCUUCUCUCCUCAGCGUCCCAGGCCCAGCAAUGCUACAGCUUUCAACACAUCUACUUCGGGCCCUUUGACCUCAGCGGCAUGAAAUUCCACAAUGUCUCCUGUCGGCACGGAUGCUCUGAGGCUGUCCUGUCCCUGGACACUGGGUACCGCGCCUCAGUGACCCUGGUGCAGAAGGGCUGCUGGACCGGCCCGCCUACGGGCCAGACGCUGUUCGACGACCGGGCGCUGCCGCCUGACUACUCGGUGGUGCGCGGCUGCACGACUGACUUGUGCAACGCCAACCUCAUGACCCACGACUCCAUCCCCAAUCUGAGCCCGGCGCCCAACCCUCCAAAUCUCAGCGGCACGGAAUGCUACGCCUGCUUGGGGAUCCACCCGGAGGACUGCACCCCAGAGAAGUCCCGACAAGUCCGCUGUCACCAGGACCAAAGCGUCUGCUUUCAGGGCAAUGGCCAAAUGACCGUCGGCAAUUUCUCAGUCCCUGUGUACAUCAGAACCUGCCACCGGCCCUCUUGUACCAUCAAGGGCACCUCCAGCCCCUGGACAAACAUCGACCUCCAGGGCUCCUGCUGUGAGGGGCACCUCUGCAACAAGGACUCGGUGACCCAGCCCUUCACCUCUGCCUCAGCCACCACCCCUUCCCAGGCGCCCCACAUCAUGGCCCUGCUCCUCAUGGUCCCCCUGCUGGUUGGCACUCUGGGAGGACCCCGUGUGCCUCUCCCUUAAACAGCCCCUCCAGCCUCUUUAUGAGCAGGAUGCUGGGGGCAGGCAUGCCCCUGCUUCUCGCAACUUCAGCCUCUGUAAUGUGGCUCACUGGGAAAUGUUGUCAAACAGGAGUUGCACUCCUGUCUCUCUCUGCUACCCACCCCCCACUUCCCCACCCCCAUCCUGUCCAUACCUGAUCAGCAGACCUGGGACAAAUUGGGAAAGGACCCCAUCAUCCCAGGGUGGGGAGAAAUAGCCACAUCUUUGCCCACAUGAAGAGCAAUUCUGACAAUAGCUAUUACUGAGCACCAGUGAAGCCCUGGCACCCCACAACCCGGUUUCCUGUGCUGUGCUUCUGGAGCCAGCAGAGAACUAUGAUAAUGUCUUUAUUCAUAUCAACAUGAGAAGUUCAAGAGGCAGCAUAUCCUAGAAGCUAGGAACCAAAACUCUGGAGCCAGCCUGCAUGGGUUUGAAUCCCAGCUCUACCAUCUAGCCUGUGGCUAGUUACUCAAUCUCUCUACACAUGCUUCUUUGCCUAUAAGGCAGAGGUGAAAAUAAAACCUACAAUAAUGACAAGCCCUA
This is a messenger RNA of Nyctereutes procyonoides (raccoon dog), 1416 nucleotides long. RefSeq names its product LY6/PLAUR domain containing 5 (gene LYPD5). The coding region runs from base 208 to 855 and encodes 215 amino acids. Gene Ontology annotation, cellular component: plasma membrane. Lineage: Eukaryota; Metazoa; Chordata; Mammalia; Carnivora; Canidae. The record is from RefSeq and is a predicted model, not a curated record. The transcript has 5 exons.